This is a messenger RNA of Astrephomene gubernaculifera, 8216 nucleotides long. Lineage: Eukaryota; Viridiplantae; Chlorophyta; Chlorophyceae; Chlamydomonadales; Astrephomenaceae. The record is from the annotation of a GenBank genome assembly.
AAGGAACAUAUACUGACCGUUGAUCUAACUUAGUACAAUAAGCAGCAAGCCUAUAUAGAGUAGUGCCAGAAACUGGCGAGCAUGGAGAUACGGAAAUAGGACACUGUCUACUACAUCCCGAAUCGAGCUUAUUCUGUGUCAUAAGUAAGAGUAACCUGCGCUCCAACGAGCUGUGGGUGUAAGCUUGUUUUUCUGCUUGGACCUGGCAUGUGGAACGGGCUGGAAAGCGCUCGCCGAAUGCUGGACCGCUGAGCCUAAUAUUGACUAACCGCUGUGGAGCGCAGCACUACGGUAUCGCUGACUAUGGAUCCAGGUUCAGCUGGAUCGAGUACGACAGUAGACGUCCAUGGAUUGGAUGCGGAUACAGCCCUGAGAGGCUUAGACACUGGCGACAUGCCAGUAGCCGCUGGAGCGCCGUGUCCGUCGGGAGAUGAAGGCCCUGCACUGGAGGGUUGCGCGUCAAGCGGCACCCUGCCGGAGGAUGCUGCUGAAGCAGCGGAGUCGAUGCCUUCAGAGGGGUCAAGCGACUCCGAAGUCAUCCACAUCGACCUCACCAAGCGGCCCCCGCCGCUGCCUAUGUCGGGACUGGCGUUGGAGCAAGUUGUGAGCAUGCUGCCGGGUAACACGUACGCUGUUUCCGGCAGCGGCAUACCCAUACGGGAGGCCCCUGCUUCAGAGGAUCCGGGCUCGCCGCGCCCUCGGACCUCCCCCAAAGCGACCCCAGCGGCAGAAGCACCAGCAGCGAGCAGUGCCUCAGAUCCUGCCGCGGAUGCCGCUGCCGAGUCCCCCGCCGCGGGCGUGAAUCCAUCACCUGCGGGACCUGAGGGCCCAGCCGGCGCAGCGGCCCAGCCCGGCGGUGGGGAGGACACUGAUGGCCCCUGCGAUGGCAGCUCCCCGCGUGUGGCCUUCACCUUCAUCCCUGGACUGGGUGUCGUACCCGUUGUCGUGCAUGCAGACAUCCUAGAGGAUGAGGACAGCGAUGAGGAGCGAGAUGGUGAAGGCGGUGGCAGCAGCGGCGGGGCCGCUGGCUUGCACAAGGACGUGGAGGUUGAGCCUCGUAACGCACCUGGACCGGAAACCGCUGGCCCAGUGCAGCAGACGGCGGCUGGCGACCCUCCUGCCGGCGCGGUCGCAGUUGACGGUGCAGCCGCUGAGCCGGCGGUGGUGGUUCCUAAGAUGGAUAUCAGCGAGGAGCAGCUGCGCAGCAUCAUACAGCAGGCUGUGGACGGCAUGACGUUUGGGGAUGCGGCGCUUGUGGGAGGUGACGAACCGGAUGAGGAUCAGGCGGAGGACGAGGAGGAGCAGCAGGAGAAAGAGCAGCCACCACCACAGCUCCCGCCGGUGCAGCAGCAGCUGCCGUCGACAGGGAGCGUACCGGUGUUUGGGGGCAGCUUCGCAGCCGAGGCAGCUGCCGCAGGCGGGUUCGGCGGUGCCGAGGAGGCGGUGGGGCCCACGCUGCCGCAGCCCAUGGCUGGGUUUACGGCUUUGGGAGGCCAGGCUGUGGAUGAGCCGGAGUGCCAGCUGCAGGGGCUGCAAUCCGGGUUCUUUGGGGAUCGUACGGCGGAGUCUGUGGACGGCGGUAGCGAGGGCGAUGCUUCGGGACCUGGUGAGGAUGGGGAGCAGGAGGAGGGUGAGGGUGAGGAGGCUUACGAGGAGGAGGGGCAGCAGCAAGUAGCUGGCGAGGAUUCUUACAUGCGCGAUGAGGAGGACGAAGCGGAUGUAGAGGAGGAGGAGGAGGGAGAUAUCUAUGAAGAGGACAACAUAAUUCCUGGCGACAUGGAUUCAGACGCCUACACAGAUGAGGAUGAAGGCGACACAGACGCCGGAGUGGGCGGGCAGGAGCAGCUCCCAGCUGCCGCCGCCGGCGCCAGUGCCCCCAGCGCUUCCCCGGCCACCGCAACCACAGCCGCUACCACCGAUGCAGGCGCCGGUGCCAGCACGGCCUCCCUGCAGCAGUCCCCCAGCGUAGGCGCUUCAGCAGCACUGGAGAGCGCCCUGCCGCCGGUCAAGGUGUUUGGUCAAGGCCAGUCCGGCCGCGGCAUUGCCUUGAGCCUGCCCAGCCUGCCACGAAGCCGCUACGCAGCGUUGGAUCGCAGCCCCUCGCAUGGCGCGGCCAGCGGCUCCGGAGCGGCUGAUACGAGCCAUGAUGCUGCCGACGGUGCCGCGCGUGGGGAGGAGCAUCGUGCUCCUGGCAAGAGCGGCCUGGCAACCGAGUUAGGAGCAGCCUUGAGGUCCGUAGCGAGUGGACCUGCCCCCGGCCUGACCCCCAGGCCCUCCGCUAACUUCGCCGCUGGCGCUUCCCUGCCAACGCCGUUCGCUGGCUGUGUGCUUGGCACCGGUGGUGGCGGUGGUGGUGGUUCUGGCAGCGACGGAAUUGACCUUAACGCCACCAUUCGUUUGUCCGGUCAGUCGCUAACUGCCAUACGUCAGGCAGCUCUGCAGGCGGAGGCGCACCGCCAGGCGCAGGCCAUGGCGGAGGGCGACGCAGGCAAGGCCGCCGGGGACAACGCAGGCGGCGCGCACCCGCAUCACACGACAUCAGCCUCGCCCAGACGGGCCGGCGUGCCCAACCUGCUCAAUCCCUUUGGCAUGGCGAACCGGCAGGCCAGCGCUGCAGCAGGGCUGACCAACGCCGAGCCCAAGCAGGGCGCAAGCACCUCUGGUUCCAGCUUUCCUGAGGGCGACAGCGCAGGUGGCUUGGGGCACGACGCGGAGGAUGCCGGGGACUUGCUACGUGACCGUUCCAUCAUCCCUCCUCGCUACCCGACGGAUGCGCAGCGGAAGCAGCAGCAGCAGCACCACCACCAUCACAGCCACCAUGAGCGGAGCGAGGAGGGAUCAGCCGCCUUGUCACAGAGCAUUGAAGGGCAUGAGGCCCGGGAGGGCGCGGAGCCGGCACCCGGCGGCAAGCAGCGUACGCGGCACCGGCGGUCCGCGGAACACAUAGACCUGAAUGCUAUUGCCCCCGGUGACGCGCCCGAGCAAGCGGAUGGCAGGAAUGACGCUGGAGAUGAGAACCUGCACCCACCCUGUCGGAGUCUGCUGGCCAUGCGCAGGUCGGAGGAGGAGCUGCCCACCGCGCCGGCUGUGUCUGACAGCCCGCGCAUGCUGGACGAGUAUUAUGAGGAGGGCAGCAGCAGUAGCAGCAGCGCUAAGAGCGUGGCAGAUGAGCGGCUGAUGGACGAACUCGAGGCCCUGCGUGAGGAGCUGGGCCAGAAGACCACCCUGGUAGCGGGGCUGCGGGGCGAGCUGCGCAAGUUCAGCGAGCUGGCCGUGCGGCUCGAGCACCAGCUGGGUGAGCUGCGCGCCCAGAACAGCAGCCAGGGAGCUGCUGCCCCCCGGCGCGCCAGUGCCAGCGCUGGUCCCGACAUCCCAGCAGCUACUGUCACCGCAGCUCCGUCUGUCACCAGCGAGACACAACAGGACGAGCAACAGCAGCAGCAACAGCAUGAAGAGCAGCAGUCGUCUAGCAGCCCGGCUGCCUCAUCCACCUCCCCGCCAGCCUCAUCGUCCUCGGCUGCCAGCCACAGCCCACUGCCUCCGCACCCGCAGCCACAUGGGUUGGAGGGCGGCGCGCGGCUGGCGCUGUACCGGGAGAUCGUGUCGCAGGCGCAGCUGCAUGCGGGGCGCGCCAGUGGGCCGGCGCCCGCUGACCUGCGUGACGCGCAGGAGCUGCUGCAGGGCAAGGAGACCCUGGACGCGGGCACGGAGAAGGUGAUGCUCAUCAAGCUGCACAAACUGGUGUCCUGGGGCUGCGAGGCGGCAUGGAAGGCGUCGGUGGCGCAGCAGCAGCUGCGGCACAGCGAGGAGGCGGCGCAACGGUCGGCGCAGCAGGCGGCACAGGCGCGGAGCGCCUGGGAGGCUGAGCGGGAGCAGCUCCGGCGGGCGUUGGAGCAGCGGCCCAGCGGACCGGCAGCUGCUGCUGCUGCUGACGCAAGCGGAGACAUGGCGGCAGCGAAUGAGGGGUUGCGACAGCAGGUCCAGACGUCGCAGGGCGAGUUGGCGGUCGCGCGGGCGCGCAUUGCGGAGCUGGAGGCGGCGAUGGAGGCACUGAAGACCGCCGCUGGCAAGCCGCAUCAGACACGGCUGCCACGCAGCAGCCCUGAAGGAGUAACAUCUGAUGUGGACAGUGCUGCCUGGGGCAAGGAGCGCCAGAUGCUGCUGAAGACCAUCAGCGCGCUUCAGCAGGAAGCUGAGCAGGCGCGAGCGGCCGCCGGGUCAUCUGGUAGCGCUGACGCUGGUAGCUCAGUGACAGCUGCUGAUGCUGACGCAGCUGCCACCAGCGGGGUGGCUCCAUCCGCCUCGCCAGCACCAGCAGCGGCCGCAAUGGAGGCGGCAGCCCCAGCAGCGGCCGCAAUGGAGGCGGCAGCCCCAGCAGCGGCCGCAAUGGAGGCGGCAGCCCCAGCAUCGGACGCUGCUGCGGCCCCGGCACCCUCAGACGCUGCUGCGGCGCCGCAACCCAUCUCAGAGCUGCAAGCCGAGCGCGACGCCGCUGUUGCGGAGGCUGCGGACCUGCGACGGCAGCUGGACGAGCUCCUCGCGCGUGCGGAGGAGGGCCGCGCGCAUGACGCGGCAGUCAUUGAAGACCUCCACCUAGACCUAGAGGAGGCGCGUGCGGCGCUGCAGCAGCAGUCCGCGGAGGCUGAGACGCAGGCGCAGGAGCAGGAGCAGCAGUGUUCUGAGCUGCUGGCCCAUGUGGAGGAGCUGCAGCAGGAGCUGGCGGCGGCGGAGGCGCGGCACGAGGAGGAGCGGCGCGCGGCGCGGGCCAAGCAGGUGGCGGCGCUGGCGACCCGGGAUGCGGAGAUCCAGGACCUGCGGGAGCAGCUGAAGGCCGCGAUGGAUGACUUGGAAGAAGCAAGGGCGCAGGGAGGCACUCCCCGGGAGCCACACGACCCGGCGCAGGCGCUGGAGGCCAAGACCCAGGAGCUGGCGGCGGUGGAGGCGCAGCUGGCUGACGUGCGGGGGGCGCUCACGGAGCUGCAGGCGGAGGGCGGCGCGCUGCAGCAGCGGGUGGUGGAGCUGCAGGCGCUGCUGCGUCGCGUGCAGCAGCAGAAGGAGGACGCGGAGGCGGAUGCCGUUGCGGCCCGGGCGGAGGCUGCGACGGCGCAGGUGCGCGCCGGGGAUGCAGACACGGCGCUGGAGUUGGCGGAGGCGGCGUUGGGACGAGCCCGCGCGCAGCUGGACGCGUUGCAGAGUCAGGUGAUGGAGUUGGAGGAUGAGGCGGUUGCAGCGCGGGAGGAGGCGAGGUCCACGCGGCAGGGAGCUGAGGCUGCGCUGGAGGUGGCCCGUAAGGAUGCGGAGGAGCUGCGUGCUUCCGUGGCAAGGUUGGAGGCGGAGGUACGGGAGCUGCGGGAGGCGGCGGACAGCGUUCAUGAGCUGCGCAGUCAGGUGGAGGGCUUGGAGGGGGAGCUGGAGGCACAGGCGAUGCGUGCAACUGUGCUGGGGCAGCACGCGGAGGACGCGGAGUCGGCGCUGGCCGCGGCGGUAGGGAAGGUGGCAGAGUUGGAGGCGGCCGCUGCUGAUGCCGCGGGUGCGCGGGCAGAGGCUGCGGAGCUGCGGACAAAGGUGCUGGAGUUUAAGCAGCGGCUGGAGGAUGCCGCUCAGCGCUUGGAGCAGCAGCAGCAGCAGGAGAUGGGCAAUGACGCGGCGCGUGCGGAUCGGCUGCAAGCGCUUCAGGAGGAGCUGCGGGCGGCUCAGUCGGAGCGGGAUGCGUACAAGCGAGACCUUGCGGAAUGCCGUAAGCAGCUGGAGGCUGCUCGUCAGCAGCAGCAGCAGCAAGCCAACGCGGUGUCCCCGUCGCAGUCGCCCCGAAGCGUGGAGCGGCGGGAGAUGCAGGGCGACAGCACCGCGGCGCAGAUUGCAGCGCUGCGCCGCGAGAAGGCGCAGCUGCUAGCAGAGUGCGCACGCCUUCAGAACGAGGUGGAGCGCGAACGGGCAAACAUCGGGCAGUUCCGGGCCGCCGCCUCCACUUCCGAUGGCGGUCUGUCGCAGACCUCGAUCGAGGCAUCCUCCUCCAUUUCCGCCGCCGCCAGUGAGGCGGCGCGUGUGAAGGAGGUGGAGCAGCAGCUGCUGGCGGCGAAUGCGGAGCUGGAGGUGACGCGGGCUGAGCUGCAGGCGGCACGUGGGGAGCUGCAGACGGCGGGGAUCGAACUGGCGUUGAAGAGGGAGUUGCUGGCGGCCAAGGAGCGGUCGCUGGUGAGCCUGCAGGAGACGGUGGAUGCGUUGAAGGUGGCGGUGAUGGCGACGCAGCAGAUGCCUGGUCCGACCUAUGAAAGCACUCGUGCCGAGGCUCAGAGUCGCGCCGAGGGGCUGGCUGAGGCGCGCCAGGAGGCGGCGGUGGAGGUGCUGCAGAGGCAGCUGGCGGACAGCGAGCGCACCGCCCGCAGGCUGGAGCAGCAGGUGGCCAUGCUGGAGGUGCGGCUGUCGGAUGCGGAGGAGUCGUCGGCGCGGGCUGCCGAGCAGCAGGCGGCAUCGCAGGCCUCCUCGGAGCGCGGAGAUCGCGACGUCCUGGACCUGCUGCUGCAGCUGCAGAGCAAGGAUGCGGAGGUUGCUGAUCUGCGGCGGGAGGUGGAGCUGCUGCGGCAGCAGCUGGCGGACAGCAGUGCCCGCCUGGCGUCCGCCGGAGCCGCGCACGACCCCGCCAACCUCAGCGCCGCAACCAUCCACGAGCUGCAGCUGCAGCUGCUGCAGUGGCGCUCGCUAGGCGAGGACCUGCACGCGCGCUACCAGGCGAAGAAGGAGGCGCUGCGUCAGCUGAAGGAGCAGCUGGCCGCGGAGCAGCAGCGGCAUGCGGACGAGCAGGCCAGGAACCAGGCGCGACUGGAAGCGGCGUGCCAGCGACUGGGGCGCCUGUCGGCGGAUCUGGGUCUGGCCCUGCGGCGCUGCAUCACCUUGGACCUGCAGCCGCUGUCCGCCGCCUCACUCACCAGCAGCCCGCGCGCACAUAUGGCGGCGGGUGGCGCCGGCGGGGAUGCGCCCGCGGAUGUGAAUGCGCUGGCGGCGCUGCUGGCCCGGCAGGGGGCGGCGCUGAUCGAGUCGCUGGAGACGGCGCUGGAGCAGGCCGCCAGCGCUCGCGAGGAGCGGGCCAGCAUGUCCACCCAGCUGUCCAGCCGGCAGGCGGUUCUUGAUGAUCUGCGACACCAGCUGGUGCGGCAGGCGGGAGCGCGGUCCGUGCCGGGGGACAUGUCGGGAGCGCUGGCGGCGGCAAGGCUGGCGAACAUGGGCUUUGGCGCGGGCUCGGGCACGGGUGGACAUGGGGUGAGCGGCAUGCGGCUGGGUGGUGAUGCUGCCGGCGGCAGCAGCAGCAGCAGCGGCCAGCUGGGGGGCGGUGUUGGUGAGGCGGCGCUACUUUCGCCCAGGUAUGGUGCGGCGAACAACGUCAGGCCGCCGGCGGGCGCUCCGGAGUUCAGACAGACCGCUUCACGUGUUGGCAGCACCGUCGGCAGCACCAUCCCUGUACUAGAUGCCACUGGUGUGGCCAGGGCGCCUGCGGGCGGAGCACCGGGCUCCUCCCUGCUGGGGCUCAACUAUGGCAGCCGCGCUGCUGAGACCCCUGGGUUGGUCUCGAGCAGCUCCGUCGGACGCGUUAACCAUCAGGCCCCGGGUUCUGUGUACCAGCAGCAGCUGCAUGCAGCGGCUGGCAGGGCAACGGGCGUUCUACAAGACACAGGGGGGCUGCCGUUGCAUACCCUGUCGCCUCUGCGGCUUGGAACACCCCACGAUACGACAAAUGUGUACGGAGGUGCUGUAGGGACGUCGGCUUCUGCUGGAGCGGGGCCCGGUCCGGCCACGGGGUUCGCGUCUUCCUCACCGAGUUUGGCGCUAGGGGCUUUGCAUGAGCGCUGGUCGAGGCGAUCUGGUGCGGGCAUGUGAGCCGUGAAUAAAGUCUUUACGUUGACGUGAAGUCAAAGUUGUAUUAUAGGCUCAGCACUACAUGUUGCCGACGUUACGUUUAGCUGGCUAUUGUGAGCGUGAGCGCAACCUUAGGGAACAUCCUUUCAUUAUCGUAGCUGCAAAAAUACCAACGCGUUCAGUGGUUGCCUGUGUUUUCUACGUUGCUCAGAGACCAUAUAAAUAACAGCUGCCUUGCAAGGUAGGACUACAGGUAUUAAUCUUGCUGUCGCUUGCCAAAUGCAAUGACAAUGCGGUGUGACCCUAACGCAUAGUAUACAUCGGAGGACUACCAGGAUCGUGUAACGGUAUAAUGCCAUGUGGAA